UUCUGAUUAAACAGACAUGGGUUUCUCUUACGAGGACUUAACCAUUACCGGGGAGAAAUAUUUGCCUACCCGAUGUUUCUACAAAAAGAAAUGUCCAAGAAGGCAAAUGUUACAUUCUUUUGCAUGGAUGUUACUUGCAGGUACUGGCCAUACCUUAACAAACUAGCAGAGGGGUUACCAGAGCUUCUGCCCUUGACGGACAUGAGGCCAUUUCUUAGCGUCAUGCACGCUAAAGCCCAUACAGCAAAAUGCGAGGUGAGAUUGGGUGGCAGAAGCCAGGAUGGAGCAGGAAACACAGUGGGAGAGGAAGUGGAGCAGGUGAACAGCUUUCUUUCCAGGGCAGCUCUUGUCACAAAAUAUAUGACAAAAGCAGGAAGAGUCAACAUGCUAACCCAACAGGCCAUGGGUUGGAACCGAAGAAAGAGGGAUAACCUUCAUCAAGCGUUAGCCCACAGAUACAUCAAAAUCACAGAUAGGGCAGCGGUGGAAGCUGUCAACCUCAGGAGCAUCAAGGAGCAGCACAACGUGGAUCAGGAGACCACAGAGCAUUGGGUGUGUGAUGUCAGGCAGUGGGCGUUAACAGACAGAGUCUACACUCCAGGGUGCAUUGAAGACCUCAGGGCUGAAAUUGAAAACUUAACAGUAACCCUUUUGCGCAAUAAGCAAGACCUGUAUCGUCAGCAUGAUAGCAACCAGACAAGACAGAGAAAAAGAAAGACAAUGACACAGCUGAAGAUGAAGCUUCGUGAUCUGGUCUCGCAGUACAACACCACCGUGGAAACAGAUCAGAUUGACGAGGAGUUGGCGUGCAGUCUGACAGAGGGCUACAUCCUGCCAUGGGAGACACAUGAAGAUGGCGCUACCUUCAGGUUGAAGAGGUUGGUCUUUGACCAGAUAAUGCUGCUGAAACGCAUGGAGGAGGAGCAGAGCAUCCUGGUGAAAGAGAUGUCCCAACACGUUAUGUACCUUCUAAAGGAAGUACAACAAGUGGAGGCACUCAAGGGACAGACUUUGGAGAGCAUCAAAACAAACAGUUUGUACUACAUCACACAUAUGUACGUUGUCUGUGUGAUGUAUCAUCUUUUUCAUUCUGUUUUUCCCCACAAUUCCUCAACAGAUUUUGGUGACCUGACAGAGGACGCUACACAUGGGCUCAACAGUGUUCUCGGUCGGAGGUGGCACUACCUAAAAAGCCAAAAGAAACAGGCUGUAAAUGCUUACAGUAGUAUAGCCUCGAAGGAACUUGUUUUCUUCCAUAUACAGGAGGACAUUGAGGAGUGGGAGGUCAACGGCUUCACUAGCCCCGAGUCAGAGGAAGAAGAAACGUAAAGGCCACUGCCUCUCUCCCUUUACGCUACUGUCCUCUCCAACUCGGCGUAAUCACUAUGUAUUGUAUUUCUUGUGUAUACCCCUGUGAAGUGUUGAAAAAUACAUCUUAUUUAAUUAGUUACUUGUUACUGUAUGUAAAAUCAAUCAAAAUACCUUUAGUGUAGGGUGGCCUUGACAUAAAAAAGCCUUUAUGUAAAUUUUUUGUACAUAGGAUACUAAUAGUGUAAUAAUUGUUGGCAUUACUCUUUAAAUACUGUUUUAACAUUCCUAUAGGCCAGUAAGCCUUUUGUCAGGGGAUUUAUAUUUGCUAAUAAUAGCCUAUGUUGGAUAAAAAAUUUUGAUAUUUCAAAAAAUUUCAAAAAUGAAUAAAAAUUAGGAGGCAUUGACUCUGAGGACCAUCUAGGGGUCCCGUACCCCCUGUUAAAGAUCUGUGACCUAGACUGAGGUUGCUGAUCUGCUAGGGAGCUUUAAGGGAACCCAUUGAGAGAAAAAAGGAAACCUGUUUCUGAUGUUCUGAUGUUUGAAAGUUCUUAAUUUUAGAUUUAAAUAAAGAUGUAUUGUCCCAGAGGGAUAUUUGUUUUAACAGUCUGUACAGAUAGCAAUAUAUAGACUUACAUCCCUAUACUUUUGUUGUCACUAUGUUCUAUGAAGAAAAUAUAGCCAUUUUUUAAAUGAUUAAAAUAAAUAAAAGUGUAAAGAUAUAUGCCUAUACAUUGUUUAAUAUGUGCUUAGAGUCCCUUGACAUAGACACAAAAUGUGCCAGGGCUACCUGGACCUGGUUUACUUGUAAACUGUGUAUUAUUAAAAACA
This is a messenger RNA of Sander lucioperca (pikeperch), 2139 nucleotides long. RefSeq lists its product as uncharacterized. Lineage: Eukaryota; Metazoa; Chordata; Actinopteri; Perciformes; Percidae. The record is from RefSeq and is a predicted model, not a curated record. The transcript has 9 exons. The coding region runs from base 73 to 1329 and encodes 418 amino acids.